GAGAUUAAAGCAAAUCCUCCAUCUUUUACAUAUAAAGAUAAUCAUCAAAGAAGAUGAUGAUGAUGAUGAUGAUGAAGGUGAUGAUGAUGGUGACGGUGAUGGUGAGUGAAGGAAGUAUAAUAGAGCAGACAUGUAAAGAGACACCAGACUUCAAUCUUUGUGUGUCUCUCCUUAACUCCGAUCCACGUGGUUCCUCUGCCGACACUUCUGGCCUCGCUCUCAUCCUCAUUGAUAAAAUCAAGGUACUGACAACAAAAACCUUGAACGAGAUCAACGGUCUAUAUAAGAAGAGACCAGAACUAAAACGGGCUUUGGACGAAUGUAGUCGGAGAUACAAAACGAUCUUAAACGCUGAUGUUCCCGAAGCCAUUGAAGCUAUUUCUAAAGGAGUUCCGAAAUUCGGCGAAGAUGGUGUGAUCGACGCCGGUGUCGAAGCUUCUGUUUGUGAAGGAGGGUUUAAAGGGAGAUCACCGUUGACUAGUUUGACCAAAUCAAUGCAAAAAAUCUCUAAUGUGACUAGAGCCAUUGUGAGAAUGUUGCUUUGAUUUAGAUCGUAUGUUUAUACAAGCAUGUGUUUAUCGGUGUCUGAUGGGAUGUUACCUUUCAAAAAAAAUUAUAAAGAAUAUUUCAUGUCCGAGUUUGUUGUUGUUUAUAGUUUCUACGUAGAUAAAUAGUUUAUUUCUCA
Molecule: messenger RNA, 685 nt
Organism: Arabidopsis arenosa
Lineage: Eukaryota; Viridiplantae; Streptophyta; Magnoliopsida; Brassicales; Brassicaceae
Source: the annotation of a GenBank genome assembly